Molecule: messenger RNA, 1484 nt
Organism: Salvia hispanica
Lineage: Eukaryota; Viridiplantae; Streptophyta; Magnoliopsida; Lamiales; Lamiaceae
Product: CMP-sialic acid transporter 1-like
Biological process (GO): pyrimidine nucleotide-sugar transmembrane transport
Cellular component (GO): Golgi membrane
Molecular function (GO): pyrimidine nucleotide-sugar transmembrane transporter activity
Source: RefSeq, a predicted model, not a curated record
AUCAAAGGGGUGCAAUCGCAAUUGCUCACGCGAGAUCAAAUCCGCUCCGAAUCCAAUUUCACAGUGUGAAGGGAGAAGAAGAUGCAGUGGUACGUCGUCGCUUCAUUCCUCACCGUUCUCACAAGCUCUCAGGGUAUAUUGACGACAUUGUCUCAGAGUAAUGGGGGGUACAAGUAUGACUAUGCUACUGUGCCUUUUCUUGCUGAAGUUUUUAAGCUAAUUGUGUCUAGUUUGAUGCUGUGGAGAGAAUGCCAGGCAUCGCCUCCUCCUAAAAUCACGACUGAUUGGAGAAGUGUACGGUUGUAUCCGAUUCCGUCAAUCAUAUACCUCAUUCACAACAAUGUGCAGUUUGCCACAUUGACUUAUGUUGAUACCUCCACUUAUCAGAUAAUGGGAAACUUAAAGAUUGUUACGACUGGAAUACUGUUCAGGCUAUUUUUGAGGAGGAAGCUUUCUAAUUUGCAGUGGAUGGCUAUCGUUCUAUUGGCUAUUGGAACAACCACAAGCCAGGUCAAAGGUUGUGGAGAAACUUCUUGUGAGUCGCUCUUUUCGUCUCCAAUUCAAGGAUACAUGCUGGGUGUAUUAUCAGCUUGUCUCUCUGCUCUGGCUGGUGUGUACACGGAAUUCUUGAUGAAAAAGAACAAUGACAGCUUAUAUUGGCAGAAUAUUCAAUUAUACACAUUUGGUGCAAUAUUCAACAUGGCCAAACUGGCUACUGAUGAUUUCAGAAGUGGAUUCGAGAAUGGUCCAUGGUGGCGACGCCUUUUCAAUGGAUAUAGUGUAACAACUUGGUUGGUAGUGCUAAAUCUUGGUUCAACUGGACUGCUAGUAUCGUGGUUGAUGAAGUAUGCAGAUAACAUUGUUAAGGUGUAUUCAACGUCGAUGGCCAUGUUAUUGACAAUGCUGGUAUCUGUGUACAUUUUCCAUUUCAAACCGACUCUUCAGCUCUUUUUGGGAAUUGUGAUCUGCAUGAUGUCACUGCACAUGUAUUUUGCCCCUCCAACCGUGCUUGUGGACUUGCCUCUGACGACAAAAGCAUCACCUGAAAAUCUGGAUGAAGUUUCUGCUAAUCGAAGAACAGCUUCCUAGAGUUCAACUUCAAGUGAGCCUCAAUCCUCUCGAAUCAUCCCUUUUUUCAUUCAGGAAAUUGCAGAGAGGAAUAGUUUCCAAUCCUCAGAGGAUGGAAAAUGUAGAGUCGCAACCUGUAGAAACAUGGAACUAAGACAGAAUCACCACAUGAUUUUUUACAGGAGCAAGUUAGUUAGUUAGUUAGUUAGCUGUAUUAAAAACUUGUCUGAGUACAUGAUCGUGAAAAUUCUUGCUAUCCGAGUUCAUCUUGUUAGACUCGAGUGUACGAACCAUAUAAGAACAUCCGUUCCAAGUCUAUAUCGGUGUAUAGCCACAUCUAAUCUUGUUAUACACUACUUUGGAAUAUUUUGUAGUAGUUGUUACACAAUUGUUUAUACAGCUCCUUUUUGUGUGUU